AUGGCUGAAGAAGGAUUAGAAUUCGAAUACCGGAAGAAAUUCCAGGGGAUUGAAUUCCGGGACAUGCACGACUUGAUCAACAAGGUGGACCGAUAUGCAUCCUUGUUGAAAGAAGAGGUGCAGAAGAGGACGGCUUCAAAAGGGACUUAUUAUCGGAAUCCCGUUGUCAGCUAUGCCGAAGCAGACAGCCCCACAAAUGAGCUCAGCCGAGGUCAGCAUAGACAAGCCAUUCGUCUGCAAAGGACUUGUUAA
Molecule: messenger RNA, 252 nt
Organism: Prunus armeniaca (apricot)
Lineage: Eukaryota; Viridiplantae; Streptophyta; Magnoliopsida; Rosales; Rosaceae
Source: the annotation of a GenBank genome assembly